Molecule: messenger RNA, 704 nt
Organism: Plutella xylostella (diamondback moth)
Lineage: Eukaryota; Metazoa; Arthropoda; Insecta; Lepidoptera; Plutellidae
Gene: mRpS12
Product: mitochondrial ribosomal protein S12
Biological process (GO): translation
Cellular component (GO): ribosome; small ribosomal subunit
Molecular function (GO): structural constituent of ribosome
Source: RefSeq, a predicted model, not a curated record
GUCAAAAUCAUAUGUCAAAGUGAAACCCAAAAUAUUUGAGGUUAUGAAAUAAAAAUCAACAAGAGUGUUUUAAUUUAGUUUUAAUAAUUUAUUCUAAAUCGAAGGUAAAUAACAUUUGCCAAAUCGAUUUAGUAAUAUAUAUCCUAAGAUGAAUCUUAUUCGAAGAGGCCUCUCCCUACUCUCCACUAGUAUAAGGACACAAUGUACACAAUACAGAGUACCAGCGCUGCCGAGCGCCUGGUCCCCCCCCGCCCCCGCCCCCGCAGGCGCCCUGGGCCUGGUGUCUCGCGCCAUGGCCUCGCUGGAGCAGAUGCACCGCACCGGUCCGCACAUCAAGAUCAGGAAGUCCAGGAAUCCACUCAGCGGGAACCCUUUUGCUAAGGGCGUGGUCCUCAAGACAGUGAUCAAGAAGCCGAAGAAGCCCAACUCGGCGAACCGCAAGUGCGUGGUGGUGCGGCUGUCCAGCGGCAAGGAGAUGGUGGCGUACAUCCCGGGGAUAGGACACAACCUGCAGGAGCACAACAUCGUGCUCGUACGAGUCGGCAGAGUGAAGGACUGUCCCGGCGUGAAGCUGAAGUGCGUGCGCGGCAAGUACGACCUGCCGCACGUGAUCAAGGCGAAGGCCUAGUCGUGUGCUAGUUAGUAAAUAGAUGCUUAUGUACUUUGUAUAUUUAAUGUAGUCAAUUAGAGUUGUAAGGACACCA